Messenger RNA from Cuculus canorus (common cuckoo), 2723 nucleotides. It is a transcript of the gene RNPC3, whose product is annotated as RNA binding region (RNP1, RRM) containing 3. The coding region runs from base 16 to 1587 and encodes 523 amino acids. Gene Ontology annotation, molecular function: pre-mRNA intronic binding; U12 snRNA binding; protein binding. The transcript is spliced from 15 exons. Gene Ontology annotation, biological process: mRNA splicing, via spliceosome. The record is from RefSeq and is a predicted model, not a curated record. Gene Ontology annotation, cellular component: U12-type spliceosomal complex. Lineage: Eukaryota; Metazoa; Chordata; Aves; Cuculiformes; Cuculidae.
UCCGCGCGCGCUGCGAUGGCGGCGCCGGGGUGCGAGGAGGCGCGGGCGGGCGGCGUGGGGCUGGGGGCCGGCCCGCCCCUCCCCGGCGUCCCCCCUCACCCCGGCGUGGCCCGGCGACGGGGCCGCACGCUGCUGGUGCGGCACCUGCCCGCCGAGCUCACGGCGGCCGAGAAGGAGGACCUUCUGAAGCACUUCGGGGCGGUGGCCGUGCGCGUCCUGUCAGACCACGGGCGGCUGAAACAUACUGCAUUUGCUACCUUUCCCAGUGAAAAUGCAGCUGUGAAGGCUUUGUCAAGACUGCAUCAGCUAAAACUUUUAGGUCAUACCUUAGUUGUUGAAUUCGCAAAGGAGCAAGAUAGCGUGCAGGUAGUUAGCCAGCCUUCUGUCUCAGAGAAGUGUAACAGUUUAGAAGAACCGGUGAAAGAAGAAGAGAAGAAGGAACCCAACUGUGUUAAAAUAGAGAAUGGAAUUGCACCCAACCAUGGCCUCACCUUUCCCAUCAAUUCUUGCCUCAAGUAUUUGUAUCCACCACCUUCAAGUACAAUUCUAGCAAAUAUAGCAAAUGCCUUGGCAAGCGUGCCCAAAUUUUAUGUCCAGGUACUUCAUCUUAUGAAUAAAAUGAAUCUUCCUCCACCUUUUGGGCCAAUUACUGCUCGUCCUCCCAUGUAUGAAGAAUAUUUACCAGUGCCUGCACCACCACCCCCAAUCCCACCUUUGCCUCCUGAAGAACCUCCUUUGCCUGACGAGGAAGAAGAGCAACUAUCUAGUGGGGAGGAGUCAGAAUAUGAAAGUGAUAAUGAUGAAGAAAAGGAGAGAAUGACCAAGUUGAUGGAAUUAGCAACCCUUCAGCCUAAAAGACCAAUAAACACAAAGAGGCGUGGUGUUAGAAAAAAGCAAAGAAUUAAAGACUUGUUGAAUGUUCCUGUCUCUACUCCCCACAGUAAUUUGCAUCCUACGCUGUCACCUUCAGAUGUCUUUGAGCAGCUACAGCAUGUAGGUCAUAAAAAAAUUGAGUUCCAUAUUACUACUGACAUCCCAUCUGUUCUACAGAUAAACUCAGAAAAAGAAGAAAAAAAUGACAUUUGUGUCAAAGAAGAAGAAAUCAAUAAUACAGGCUUUGGAAGGAUUUUCCCAGCUCCUAGCUCAAAUGAUAAAAUGGAAACUGAAGAGGAGGAGGAUGAAAUACCAUCAGAAUUUAUAUCUAGAAGGGAUCUAGAGAAAAACAGGCUUUCUAGAGAAGAAAUGGAAAAAUUUUCUGUUUUCAAAAACUAUGAGCCAGGUGAUCCAAAUUGCAGGAUAUAUGUGAAGAAUUUAGCUAAACAAGUUCAAGAAAAGGAUCUCAAGUUCAUUUUUGGAAGAUAUGUUGACUUCCAGUCAGAAGAGGAACGAAAUAUGUUUGAUAUACGUUUGAUGAAAGAGGGCCGUAUGAAGGGACAGGCUUUCAUUGGACUUCCUAAUGAAAAAGCAGCUGCUAAAGCUUUAAAAGAAGCAAAUGGAUAUGUCUUAUUUGAAAAACCCAUGGUGGUUCAAUUUGCUCGUUCAGCUAGACCAAAGCAGGAUGCCAGUGAAGGGAAAAGAAAAAAGUAGAACACUUCACAAGAAACAUUCCUGCGUAAAUACUGCAGUAAUACUGUCAUGCAGAGUGUAUCCUUUUUGUUGUAUCCUUUUUUUGUGCAAUGUUUUCUGUAGCGCUCAUCUACCUCUAAGUUUUCGUAUAGAGUAGGUGUGGGGAGGAGUUUACCUGUUUUAGAACUUGAACUGAUCUGGUAAUUUUAAAAGCAAAGUGCACUUUUUCAGGGGAAAAAAAUGAAAAAUCAAUUGCCUGUUGUGUGAAUAGACAUAGUGAAGGUUCCUAGUCUUAAAAGGUGGGCUUCACCUUCUUCCAUAAAGGUCAUUAUAACUUGCUAAUUUGUGGUCCAAUUCCUUAGUUUGUAUGAGCUACAGGUGUUUCACUGAUAUGCCUGGGGCUGUGCCAAGCUCACACUGAAGUUGUUUUUGUGGUUUUCUUUAAGUAGAUCUAGUAAUAAUAUGUUGGGUGAAAUAUGUUGCAGAGGAAUACUUAAUAAUAUUAAAGGGUUGACCAGUAUUUUAGAGCAUUUAUAAUUAUUGUUGUUCUGGUAUAUGAGAAUCUAUCUGUAGUUGACUUAGUUUGUACAUUCCUUACUUUUUCUUUUUUCAGUAGAGAAGAAAAUCUAACAAUAUCUGUCAAGGAAGUAUUUGGAAUUGAAUAAUUAAUCCACUAUUAAUCACUGCUACCUUUUGUGUUGGUUUCCUUUUUUUUUUUUUUUUUAAGAUUGUUUUCUGCACUGAGAUAGUAGUGUUACCAGUGACUUAUAUUUUUCUUGUGGGGUUCAUCUUACAUUAUUGUUUAACUUACUGUAAUAUAAAAUUAAUUCAGCACUUUUCUAAAUACUAAAUAUCUUUCAAUUUAGUGGUCAAAAAGCAUAACACUACUAUUUUCUCUUUGUUCUUACUUCUAAUGUGCCUUUGUGAUGUUCUAGGUCCCUCGUGCUCCAUCUCUUUCAAGUAUUAUCAAGCUGAGGGAAGAAGCAGUGUAAUCAUCAGGACUCGAACUGUGCGUAGUAGCAUUUCUAAAGUAUUUAAGACAGAGUAUAAAUUUUCUCAUCUGAAAGAUUCCAGGUAUCUUCAAACUGUCACAAGACUUAUAUGAUAAAUGCAUGCUAGUUUGCUUGUGAAAUCUCCAAUAAAUUAUUUCAUUUCUC